CUUUUUUCUGGAAAGACAUUGCCUUAUAUUUUUAGUUCAUUUACUAGUCCUCUCUCUCUUCCCCUAUUCCUCAGGACAUAUAAUAAUUGCAAAAGGGUUCCCAGCUUGCUAGCUAGGACAUAAACAAUCCAGAAGAAAUGGUGUUUACUGCUGCAGGAGGAGGCGAUGGUGGUUGGGCAGACGUGAGGAGCUUCGCUCUCCAAGUGCUCAGGGGGCGUUGGCUCAUGGUGUUUGCAACAUUUAUACUGAUGUCCGUCUCCGGCGCGAGCUACUCGUUCGGCCUUUACUCCAACGAUAUCAAAUCCACACUCGGCUACGACCAAUCCACUCUCAAUUUGCUUAGCUUCUUCAAGGACUUGGGCUCCAACAUCGGAGUCGUUUCAGGCCUAAUAAACGAGAUCACACCCCCCUGGGUUGUCUUAUCUGUGGGUGCAGCUUUCAAUUUCUGUGGGUACUUUAUGCUAUGGCUCGCCGUAACCCAAAAAAUUGCUCGGCCCAAAGUCUGGCAUAUGUGCUUCUACAUCUUCAUCGGGGCUAAUUCCCAUACCUUCACCAACACUGGAGCCCUCAUCACCGGCGUUAAGAACUUCCCAGAAAGCCGUGGCGUCGUGAUCGGCGUGAAUGAAGGUUAUAUCAGUCUGAGUACUGCAAUUAUCACGCAGUUUUACCACGCCUUCUAUGGCAACGACACCAAAUCUUUGAUUUUUCUAAUGGCUUCUCUUCCUAUGGCUGUAUCGUUCGUUUUUAUUCGAGUCAUCAGAAUAAUUAAGGGUGUUCGGCAGCCUAACGAGGCCAAAGUUUUCUAUAAGUUCCUCUAUAUUUCACUCAGUCUUGCUGGGUUUUUGUUGAUUAUGAUCAUCGUACAGAAGAAUGUCAAAUUUACGAAAAGCGCAUACGGUGGUAGUGUUGCCGUUGUGCUUUUCUUGCUCUUUCUCCCACUUGCUGUCGUUAUUAAGCAAGAGUAUAUGCUUUGGAAGAGCAGUAACAAAGUUAUCAAUGAUCGUUCACCGUCUACGAGAACGUCUGAGAUUGAGAAACAAAACCCUGAGACACCUCCAUCUGCAAAAGCACUACCGUUUACUUCGCCAACCUUUUCGCCUCCCAACCCAAGUGCAGAAAAUCAAGAUUCAUGCUGGAAAACCAUGUUUCAGAAGGUAGACAGAGGGGAGGACCACACCAUACUCCAAGCGGUUUUCAGCAUCGAUAUGUUCCUGCUGUUCUUGGCUACAACUUGCGUCCUGGGCACAUUAACGGUGAUGGACAACUUGGGACAGAUCGGACUUUCCUUCGGAUAUUCGCGUGCAGAUAUCAGCAUGUUCGCGUCCCUUAUUAGCAUAUGGAUAUACUUCGGAAAGAUCGUCGGAGGUGUGGUGUCUGAAAUCCUUUUAACCAAGUACAAGUUCCCUCGUACUCUCAUGCUCACUCUAGUCCUUUUAUUAUCAUGUGUUGGGUUUCUUCUGAUCGCAUUCAGCGCUCCAUACGCACUUUACAUUUCAUCAGUCAUAAUUGGGUUAUGUUUUGGAUCACAAUGGCCUCUAAUUUUCGCCAUAAUCUCUGAACUUUUUGGCCUUAAGUACUACUCCACUCUGUACAAUUUCGGGGUAGUGGCUAGCCCAGUUGGGUCCUUUUUGCUCAAUGUGAAGACAACAGGGUAUUUAUACGAUAGGGAGGCUAAGAAGCAACUGGCAGCGUUGGGGCUCGAGAGAAAGCCUGGGGAGGAACUAAAUUGUGUAGGGGGUGAUUGCUUUAAACUGCCUUUCAUUCUUAUUACUGCCGUGACCUUGUUUGGGGCGCUUCUUUCGCUUAUUUUGGUGCUUAGGACUUCAAACUUUUAUAAGGGUGACAUCUAUAAGAAGUUCCGAGAACAGGUAAAAGCGGCCGAGAGCGGACAGGCGAUGGCGGACGACAAUGGAGCUGGAUUGUCAAAGGUGAACGAAAGCCAGAAUACUGUCUAAAAAGGGCGGUUUGAUAGAUCCAGACAAGUAAGAAAGAUGAAAGUCCUACCGUUAAACUCCAUAUCCAUUAUCCGAUAACAAUAAGAUUCUCGUCUAUUUUCUUAGCAAUUAUAUUCUCUCUACUUUGAUAUUGACUUGUGAAAAUCAAAAUAAAAUGAGGUGUGUAUUGUUUGU
Molecule: messenger RNA, 2129 nt
Organism: Juglans microcarpa x Juglans regia
Lineage: Eukaryota; Viridiplantae; Streptophyta; Magnoliopsida; Fagales; Juglandaceae
Biological process (GO): transmembrane transport
Cellular component (GO): membrane
Molecular function (GO): transmembrane transporter activity
Source: RefSeq, a predicted model, not a curated record